This is a messenger RNA of Sphenostylis stenocarpa, 216 nucleotides long. The record is from the annotation of a GenBank genome assembly. Lineage: Eukaryota; Viridiplantae; Streptophyta; Magnoliopsida; Fabales; Fabaceae.
AUGCGAGAGAGUGAGAGAGAAGAGUUAUGGAAUGGAAGAGUGGAAUCAGGAGCGAGCGUGGGAUUCGUUUAUAUGGAAGAGAUAGGCAAGGAAGGAAGAAGGAACAUGUCUCGGCAUGGUGGCCUGAUGGCCCAUGAACCCGAGCCAAGGCUCACUCACAUUUGUGAAGUCGCUGCAAAACAUCGUCCAAAACACAAAAGGGGAGCGAGUGAGUGA